Messenger RNA from Sinocyclocheilus grahami, 744 nucleotides. Its product is annotated as 40S ribosomal protein SA-like. Lineage: Eukaryota; Metazoa; Chordata; Actinopteri; Cypriniformes; Cyprinidae. The annotation marks the transcript as partial. Gene Ontology annotation, biological process: translation. The transcript has 7 exons. Gene Ontology annotation, molecular function: structural constituent of ribosome. The record is from RefSeq and is a predicted model, not a curated record. Gene Ontology annotation, cellular component: small ribosomal subunit; ribosome.
GAUGUUUGCAUUUCUGCAGGCGUGUACAUCAUCAACCUUAAGAAGACCUGGGAGAAACUGCUCUUGGCUGCUCGUGCCAUUGUUGCCAUCGAGAAUCCAGCUGAUGUUUGCGUUAUCUCCUCCAGAAAUACUGGCCAGAGAGCUGUGCUCAAGUUUGCCUCUGCCUCUGGCGCCACCACCUUCGCUGGUCGUUUCACUCCUGGAACCUUCACCAAUCAGAUUCAGGCUGCUUUCAGGGAGCCUCGCCUCCUGAUCGUGACAGAUCCUCGCGCUGACCACCAGCCGCUGACCGAAGCCUCUUACGUCAACAUCCCAACCAUUGCUCUCUGCAACACAGACUCCCCUCUGAGAUACGUCGACAUUGCCAUCCCAUGCAACAACAAGGGUCCCCACUCUGUGGGUUUGAUGUGGUGGAUGUUGGCUAGAGAGGUGCUGAGGAUGAGGGGCACCAUCUCCAGGGAGCACCCAUGGGAGGUCAUGCCCGAUCUGUACUUCUACAGAGAUCCUGAGGAGAUUGAGAAGGAAGAGCAGGCUGCAGCUGAGAAGGCUGUUGGUAAAGAGGAGUUCCAGGGUGAAUGGACCGCUCCUGUGCCCGACUUCAACCAGCCUGAGGUUGCUGACUGGUCUGAAGGUGUUCAGGUUCCUUCUGUGCCCAUCCAGCAGUUCCCAGCUGGCGUUGAGGCUCCUGCCAAAGCUGCACCAGCUGAGGUGUUUGCAGAGGACUGGAGUGCUCAGGAUUUGUGA